AAGCAAGAGGAGACGGAAGGGAAGGAGGCGGCGUGAGGGGACCGGCUUGCAAACGAGCGCGGCGGCGGCAGCAGCAGCAGCAGCAGCAACAGCAGCAGCAGCAACAACAACAGCAGCAGCAGCAGCCGCCUGGUCCUCCCGCAGAACGACGGAGUUCGACGGCCGGCCGGCCGGGCGGGCGCGAUGGCUCUGUGGCGGCAGGAGCAGGCGCUCUCGGAAGAGAAGGGGGCCCUGGACGAAGAAGAGGAGAGGGAAGGAGGGGCGGCCGGCGGCCGGGAAGCCGCCUUCGCCAGCGCCGUGGGGGCCGGAGGGGCCUCACCGGUGGCCGCGGCGCCGCGCUUCACGCCGCCCGAAGGCGGCUUCGGCUGGGUGGUGGUCCUGGCCGCUACCUGGUGCAACGGCUCCAUCUUCGGCAUCCACAACUCCGUCGGGAUGCUCUACGUCUUGCUGCAGGAGGAGGUCGGGGCCCCCGAAAAAGACCCCGCGCUCCAGUUCAAGACAGCCUGGGUCGGCUCGUUGGGCAUGGGGAUGAUUUUCUUCUGUUCUCCCAUCGUGAGCAUCUUCACCGACCGGAUCGGCUGCAGGACGACGGCUGCCUCGGGGGCGGCCAUUGCCUUCAUCGGACUCUUCUCCAGCUCGUUCACCAAGUCCUUAGAAGUCCGUUAUUUCACCUACGGAGUUCUCUUCGGAUGUGGCAGUUCCUUUGCGUUCCAGCCCUCUUUGGUUAUCCUCGGGCACUACUUCAAACGGCGCCUGGGUUUGGCUAACGGCCUGGUGACUGCCGGCAGCUCCCUCUUCUCCAUGGGCCUGCCUUUCCUCUUGAAGGUUAUUGGCCAGGCCAUUGGGCUAGCCCACACCUUCCAAGUCCUCAGCGUCUUUAUGCUCGUCCAGAUCUUCUUGUCUCUGACUUUCAGCCCCAUGUUCCCAUCGACCUCUGACCCUCACGAUGUGGGGCAUGUGAAACUGGACAGCCGGAGCUGGAGACAGCAGUGUGUGUCGCAGAUGCGGAAAUAUUUCAACCUGAAGAUCUUCAGGAAAAAUACCUACCGGGUUUGGGCUUUUGGGAUUGCGACUGCGGCUCUGGGGUACUUUGUGCCUUACGUGCAUCUGGUGAAGUAUGUGGAAGAGGAGUUCCAGGAAAAAGAAAAGGACUGGAUUGUGCUGCUUUGUAUAGGAGCCACAUCAGGAGUUGGGCGUUUGGCUUCAGGACCAAUUAGCGACCUCAUCCCUGGACUGAUGAAGAUUUACUUACAGGUUGCCUCCUUUAUACUUUUGGGUGUGAUGUGCAUGAUGCUCCCACUGUGCCGAGGGUUUUUGGAUGUCGUUGUCGUCUGCCUUUUCCUUGGACUUUGUGACGGAUUCUUCAUAGCCAUCAUGGCUCCCAUCGCCUUUGAGCUAGUUGGGCCCAUGCAGGCUUCACAAGCCAUUGGUUAUCUCCUGGGACUUAUGGCCAUUCCAAUGACAGCAGGACCCCCAAUUGCAGGAUUUCUCCGUGACCAUUUUGGGAAUUACCACCUCGCCUUCUACUUUGCUGGCAUUCCUCCAAUAGUUGGGGGUCUGGUUCUGGCCAUUGUUCCUCUGAUCCAUCAGGGACAGCUCAAGAAGAAGCGGCUGGACUCUGGGAAAGACAAGAUGUUGGUUUCAGAGACCGUUAUGAAUGGGGAGCUUCUCCCUGGUUCUCCAGUCAUGGAGGCACACAUCUAAAGCCAUCAUUCAAAUGUCCCGGUACCCGGGCACAUGAACUGUCGCCACCAGCAUUCUCUGGCACUGUCUAAACCCAGCCCAUUCCAAAGAGGAAUUGAGCCUCUUCAAUUGUAGGCGGGGAGCGCCAUGUUGGUCAAGUAAGGACAAUCCUGAUUGGACAGUUUUGCUUUUCAAGCUGGUUUUAUUUGGCUUUCUCCUACAGAGAGAAUUCUUGUAGCACUAUCAUACUUUUCCUGCUAUGAUUUUUCUAGUUGACACAGGAGCUGAUUAUGCAUAGCUGGCUGUUAAAGUUUUUAAUGGAUUUCAUUGGUCCAAACUCCUCCUCCCCAACGAAGACACAAACAAAAACCAAUUCUACGGCGACACUAAGAUAUCUGGUCUUGGAAGUGGAGUUUAAUCUCAUUGCGAAAUCCUCUGAGAGUUAAUUUUGUAGCAGCCAAAAUUUCAAAAGUAUAGGGCAUUAUUCAGUGCUAGUAUACCCAUUGAAGUUCAUGGACAUGGCCAACUUAGGCUCAGUAAUUUCAAUGCGUCUACUUUGAGCAGCACUUAAUUGAAUACAAUCCAUAGUCUGAAACACUCAAGGAGGCAAAAUAAUAAUAAUGUGUUGGUAAAUCCUGAAUCAUUUUCUGUAUCUUAAAUCUAUCUCUGAAAUUGUGAUUCGAUGCUUGGUUUCCCUAUUGGCCUCUUUUGGCUUAUGAUUCUUUUCACCUGAUUUUACUGAAAGUUCCCCUCUCUCAGAAUUCCUCUCCUCCUACUCUAAUUCAACAGGCCCUGUGGCAGAUAGUGCUUCUCUCAAGGUUUGCAGUCCAGUGUUUUCAGAAUGGCAAAUGACACAAAUUUAAACCCUGAAAGCAAGGGGAAGGGUCUGACUCACUCAGUAGCACUUUCAGUUGAGCAAAAUGUAGUUUACUCCUAUUUUUAAAAAGAUGAAUAACUCAUUAUUUUUCCAAUCCACCCUCCAGAUGUGCAGAUUUCAUGAAGGAACAGAUUUAGCACUAGUUGUUACUAGAAACAGUGUGUUUGGGCCUCAAGGAAGAGUAUUCCGUAAGAAUGAUAUAUGGACAUUUCUCCAAGAUGCAUUUGACAGAAACCACCCUGCUCUUUGCACACAGACUUGGGACUUUCUUCCCAGUCCAGAAUCUGCAGUCCGUGUGUGGAAACAGUUUUUCUGCAUGCGGAGCUGUGUUAGAGACUCACAAGUCUGCUACCGGGGCGGACGGGGGAGAGGCCAGGCACAGACAUUGCUCUGCUAGGCACAGGCGCUGUUUCUCCUUGCAAGCAACAGCAGACACAGACAGGCUUCUGUUAAGCCUGGAGUUCCCUAGUUCAGGGUGAUUGUUGCCUGGUAAGAUUAGUUCUUUAGUCUCCUUUCUGAGGUAGCUAAAUUACGUUUCUUAUGAAUCAGCCUGGAGUCAGUGUUGUAGAUGCUGCAGGAAGCAGCCAGGCAUUGACCAGAAGAAAGAGUUUGCUUUAGGACAGGGUGUAGCUUUGUGUUACGUCAUGUGCUGAAGGCUUUCUACAGUAGGGUAGUGGCAAAUUCAGAAGUGCAGGGUCCCUUCAUGAGAGUCACAGCCACCACCACCACCUUCUUCUUCUGUCCUUUUCUUUUUUUUUGCUGCUGGGUUGAGAAUGGGAUCCUUGUUCAUGCCUUCUCCCACAACAACAGACAUCCCUAGAAGCCAAUAAGCAUAAAAUGAGAGAGAGUUAGAAAAGAGUCUUCUCAGUGGCUCGCUCACCUCCUUUCAGUCUGAUUGGCUCCAAUCAGCAGGAAUGAACAAGGAAGCAAGUUAGAAGACUCUUCUCAGUGGCUAACACACACCUUUUUCAUGCUGGUUGGCUCAUAGGUUGCUGGAGACAUUGGGACCCUGCUCCCCCAAAAAGUAAAGGGUCUAAGACACACCCCCAAGACCCUGGACAACUAUGCCCGUCUUUCUCUUUAUCCUCCUUUGACCUCUUCAUCUAGUGUUGGCAUAGCUCGGUGGUAGGGCAUCUGCUGCCCAUGUAGAAGGUGCCAGGUUCAGUUCCCAAUGGCAUCUCCAGGUAGGUCUUGGGAAGACUCCUGCCUGAAAUGCUGCUGCCAGUCAGUGUAGACAGUACUGGGCUAGAUGGACUCGUAGUCUGACUCGCUAUAAGGCAGCUUCCUAUGUUCUGGGGAAGGCUCUGUUUGGCCAUUCUGAAAUGUGAUGAUCCUCAUGUGAAACAGGAGAUCAGGCCUGUGCAUGCUUGCCUUGUGCCGCUCCCCUCUGCUGUCUGUGAAUUAACUGACCCUGUCGAUAAAGAGCAACUUUUAAAAGGGGCUUGAUCGCACACAUUAUUAAGGGAAUGUUGGGGAAAACUUCCUCUGCUGGUUUCUGCAGAUCAAGCUUCUCUUAAAAGUGCAAGACCAAGGCUGGGCUAGCGCUUGUUGGUUUUUUUUUUUAUUUAACCCGGACAGUUGGCCACCCUCCAUUUAGGUGAGUUCACUGUGAUGCACAAGGAGGCUUAACUCUGUGGCCUGAAGGCCCAUGAGGCCGCCAGCUUGCUGAAGAGAAGCAGAUCUGAGUGUCGUCAGUGCCUGGAUGAGGGACCGCCUGGGAACCACAUGUAUGCCCCCUUGGGUUCCUCGAUGGAAGAACGGCAGGAAAUAAAUGUAAGAUUUAAAAAAUUGUACACAAACCUGUUGUCAGGAAGCUGCCGCCCAACAGGAUUGGAAGCUGGCAUCGUGCGCUGUUGCAGGUGUGGCGUUCCUUUGAUAAGAGAAAAUGCCUUACUGGACUUCAUGAACCCAAGGGAACAGUGUCCUGCAGCCCAGUUGCCUGCUUCUGAUUUGGGGGCUCUUACCUAACUUGUUUUCACGAUGCAGUGAUGCCAUGGCGAAAGUCAGCCUUCAGAUGAUGCUCCCUGCCCCAGCCCCUUAAUAAUGUCACCAAGCAGGGAACUUGUCAAAAGAUAUUCCACUCGCAUAGGUCUGGCUCUUCCUGAAGUGAGCAAAUGGGUAGGAGAAUCACAUUACUAGAUGCUUCUCCAUACUUUUGUCUCUCACCCCACCCACCCCAAAAAACAAGCCCAGUCCCCGCAUAUAGAGAGCUAGCAUCUCAGGGAGAGCAGGAUCCUGGCCUUGCAUUCUUCCUGACAAUUUUUUUUUCUCUUUGAGGGUUUUAUUUAUUUAUUUUGGUAUGGAGCAGCUUUCAGUUAUGUGAUCCACGAAUCCCAAAGUCUGAAGUGAUACAGCCUAGUUUUUAAUACUGUGAAUGAGGUGGCUGGACUGACCAGGGAACGGAGGGUUGUACCUCUUCAGACUCCCAGGGGUCUUCUUAUGAGGAUUUUUUUAAACACAGCUGAUAGAAAAGACAGAAAAGAAGCGGGCGAGAGCAGGGGAAUACCAGGGUGGGACCCUGUUCCCUGCAUUCUGCUGUUUGUUUGUUUGUUUGAAGGGAAUUCUUUGCUCUUGAGAAGCAUUUCACCCACAUGAGCCAUGACACACACACACACACACAGACCCAUGCUGUUGGUCUGAAGGCACAUGAGGCCACCUCCUUGCUGAAGCUAAGCAGGUCUGGGUCUGGUCAGUGCCUGGAUGGGAGACUUCCUGGGGAGCACAUGUAAGCUGCCUUGGGCUCCAUGGUGAAAGAAAAUGAAAAAUGGAAAUGGCCUGCCUUCAAGUCGAUCCUGACUUAUGGUGACCCUAUGAACAGGGUUUUCAUGGUAAGCGGUAUUCAGAGGGGGUUUACCAUUGCCUUCCUCUGAGGCUGAGAGGCAGUGACUGGCCCAAGGUCACCCAGUGAGCUUCAUGGCUGUGUGGGGAUUCGAACCCUGGUCUCCCAGGUCGUAGUCCAGCACUCUAACCACUACGCCACACUAGCUCUCUGAAAGAAAGGUGGGGUAUAAAUGUAACAAACACACACAGACACACACAGCUUUCUGAAGUGAUGCAGUCUACAAAUACAUUUUGCACCCCAGUGAGAGCUGGGACCUAAACCGGUUUAUGUCAGUCUGGAAUCUUGAGCCCUGUGCACACAGUGUGAGAACUAUCACAAUGAAGAAGGAAAGGCUGUGUUCAGGACAGGAAGAGCCCUGGGAAGCAAUGCUGCAUUCACACAAAACAGCUUAAGACCUUGGAUCAUCCCAGUGGGGCAUUUAUUGUGCUCGGGGUGCAAGUGGCAAUCACAAUACAGUUAGAAUGCACUCUUGCUUAGCUUUUCCGAACCCAGCAGCUCUCAGCAGUGCCUCAGAAGUCUAUCUCCCAAACUCAGGAGCAAUUUGGCUACUUUAAAGAGGAGAGACAAUUUAUGCAGAUUAUUAUACAUCCAAGAACAUAAGAAAAGCCUUAUCCAGAAGAGCCGCAUCAGGCCAGUGGCCCAUCUAGUCCAGCGUCCUGUUCUCACAGUGCGCAACCAGGUUUGCUUGGGCCUAAUUCACUCAACUCACCUGUGGAGGUGUCAAAAUUGUUUGGGUCCUUUCUAAUAAAGGCCAUUCAGAGAAUGGGGAGGGGGGAAGCACACAUACAUUCCCCCCACUCCGUUGCCCCCUCAUGUUCCAGACUGAUUCAGGACCACCUAGACUUCAGAAUAUUGUGAAUUAUUAAAAAGUACCGUCAAGAAAUGUUCUUAGAAUGCAGCGCUUUUAAAAGCAAGAGAGAGCUGGUUUUGGUAUAGUAGUUAGGAGACUGAAUUGAGAACUGAGAAGCCCCCAGUUCAAAUUUCACCGCAGCCACAAAUCUCACCUCAGUCUCAAAUUGCAUUAUUGGGUAAUAAACUGUCCUAUCUUGCAGGGUUGUGGUAUAGCUUACCACAAGAUUAUGUAUGUAAAACACUAUAUAAAUACUUAACAAUUAUGGUUGCACUUGUUACCUUAUAUGUGCAAGAACAGCCUUUGAGCUUUGCUAUGAGCCGUGCCAUCCACAUGCUCAAAUAUUCACGCACAGAGACGUUACACUAGUCUGAAAGCCAAAAUGGCACCUCGGUCCUUGAAGGUGAGCCAGCAGUUCUAUGUGCCAGGGGCAUCACAAAUAAAUCUUCAAAGAGCUUCUCCCCAUUUUCCAGCCUGGAUCUUGGAGGCAGGAGCCAGGAAACCUUGGACUGCAUUCCUGCUACAGACUUCUUGUCAGCUGCUUUCUGUUUAAUAACUGUUUUUCCUUGGAUGGAAACAGCUAUCCCUUCAGGGCCGCUGCCAAAGGAAGAUAAUCCCUGCCCAUAAUAUCUGCAUAUCUGUUAUGACCUGUCAUCAUUCUCACCACCACCAGGCAGAAGCAGUGUUAUAUAAGGCUCUGCAAUCUAUGACUUGUGAAAUCUUCACCUGUCUUAGAGAGAGAGUGAGAGGUAAACUGUUGAAAUCAAAGUGAGAGAGUGAAGACAUGUCACCAGGGAUCAAGCGAUAAAUUGGGAUGGCUGCUAGAGAAUGUGGCUGAUCACGUGCAAAACAGGCAUGUUGGAGUCUCCGUCUUGGCAGUUUUCACUCUGAGCCUCUAGCUGGGGGGUGUUCAACCAUUAAUAAUGAAACUGAAAGAGAACCUUGGCUGCUACAAAAACACUAUUAAGAGAUUUAAAUACCAUCCCCCUAGGAGGAGGAGGAAGGCUAGAUAAUAAUAUAUGAAAUCCAUGGUUAGUACCAAUGCUUGCAUUUUUUUUGGUUGCAAAACAUUUUGGCAUACCUGUGCAAUAUGGAGAGGGCAGGUGGGGGUGGGAGAGAAGAAAAUGGCAAUUCCAAAUGCUGUGGUGGUUUGCUGAAUGCCAGCGCUGGUGUUACAGAAGGUUGCUUUCCCAGUCCUGUGGUGCAAUUUAUCCUCAGCAGAUAAUACUGUUUCUGCAAAACACUAGACUGUUUGGGUUGGGGUAAGCAUCUCUGAUCAGUUUCAGUUAGGAAAUCCAAAGAUCACUGCCUUCCUCAGAAGCCUUUCAGAAAAGACCAUUUUUGUUAGGAUAGAAUCCCCAUGUGCCGGAGGGGCAGAGGCUCAGGCAAGAGACGGAGUCCUGUGGCGCAGAAAAAACACCCUCCAUGGUGCCCCCAUGACUCGACAGAGGCUUGCCAUCUGGCCCCUCCCUUUCCCCUUGCAGAAGAAAAAGCUUCAAGGCCAACAGCUGCGUUGCAGUCUUUCACACAGUGUGACGCUCCCACGAGAGAGCAUGUUGUGUAUAGAAAUGAAACUUUCCUCCUUGGAAUCCUUUAAAAGAAGCAUGUAUAUUGAGGUAGUUCGGUUCCCAUCAUCCCUUGCUCUUGGGUUUCUGAAGGGAUUUGGCAAACCAAACCAUUGGAAACAGACGGCUGGGGUGAAAAGGAGCUUGCUCCAAUGCAGCAGGCCACUCCUGUGGCCUCAUGUUCAUACAAUACAAUACAUUUCCCCAUGUGACAGUGUUAGCUUGAGGAAUGGCCUCCUCCAGCACAGGCAAUGGGGUUCCUUCCCAGAGCUCAAAAGGCAACCAUCCAAAGGACUUGGUGGCCCAGUGGAUGUGUAUGCCAAGGACUGCACAGUGCCUACAGUUCUUAUUACACUGUGUCUGUCUGUGUCUGUGGGUGGGUGUUUUCCCUUAUUGCCCCAAUGGGGAGGGGGGUCUUUCUGUGUAUAUCACGGGUUGUGGACCAAAGCCUACCCUGCCCCUCAAUAAUCUUCAUCUUCACCUAGUGAAGAAACAUUCUCUCUGUCUUAUGAAGUGCCUCAGAGUAGCAGUCACAGGGGUAAGGAGAGAGUUGAUGCCAAAAGCUCUUAACUUUGACGAGACGGUGUCCAGCUGGAUAAAAAUGGCUCACACACCAUCUCUGCAGUGGACCAAACUAUAGCCCUAGUUUUGACAGAUUCAGACUCAUUUCAUUGCUUGGGUUUGCUUCCUGUUUCAUUGCUCCCUCGGUGGUGGUUGUGGGCAGAUUAAAUUUUUCAGCUCCGGGCUUAAUUCUGCACUGCCGUGCAUCACACAGCUGGCGUACAAAUUCGUUGAGAGUUCCGAAAAGCAGUGGGAAGGCCUCUGAUGGCCAGCCCUAGACAUUUUUCUGCCUGAGGUGAAGGGCAGAUGGCUACCCUUCCUCAUUCAACAGAAGCAAGCCGACUGGAGUGGCAGUUUAGUCUUACUUCAACACUUGUGGUGGAUAGUGUCCUGCACUGCACCUGUGACAGCACGAUGGUUUGGACAGACCACGCAGCAUGCAACAACAAAGAGGAAUGACUGGGACGGCUUAGGAGGACUAGCAGGGAGCUGUCCCCACCUCCACAUUUGCUGCUUGAGGCUUUCUCCUCACUCUGUCUGAUAGUGAAUGAAGGGACCUUGGAUCUUCUCACUGUUCAAUCUGCUUUCCUCUCCCAAACCUCUUGCUUUUGUAUCUCAGUGAAGCCCUAAUACACCACAUGGACCUGCCUUCCCUAAUCCUAGCCAACGGGAGUGCUUGCAUGUCCAGUGAGAGAUCAAAAAGCUCUGAGAAGUGACUGAUAACAGAAAACAGCUGCACAGUUGGUUGCUGAUGUUUUUUUAAUUCCCAAUGUGUGCCAAUAUAUAAUCUGUUUUUCAGGGGUGGGGUGAGACUCUUGUAUGUAAAUGCAAACAAUCAAAAUACCCAAUACAGUAACCUGCAUACAUUU
Rhineura floridana is the source of this 9247-nucleotide messenger RNA. It is a transcript of the gene SLC16A2, whose product is annotated as solute carrier family 16 member 2. The transcript is spliced from 6 exons. Gene Ontology annotation, molecular function: monocarboxylic acid transmembrane transporter activity; thyroid hormone transmembrane transporter activity. The record is from RefSeq and is a predicted model, not a curated record. Lineage: Eukaryota; Metazoa; Chordata; Lepidosauria; Squamata; Rhineuridae. Gene Ontology annotation, biological process: transmembrane transport. Bases 184 to 1704 code for a protein of 506 amino acids.